This is a messenger RNA of Lolium perenne, 499 nucleotides long. Lineage: Eukaryota; Viridiplantae; Streptophyta; Magnoliopsida; Poales; Poaceae. The record is from RefSeq and is a predicted model, not a curated record.
GCAGGCCCAAGUAAGGAGGAUGUGGGUGCCACGCCAGGAAGUGGGAUGGGCAUAGUUGUGCCCUCACCUUCACUAUCUGCUUCGUUGCCUACCCUGGGGAAUGAAACACUAGUAUCUGUCACCAGAAGACUAUCAGCCUUUCUUGGAGGUGAAACUUCCCAAUCUGGCCCACCUACAGUAGCUGCAAUAAGCGCUCCUCCCAAAUCAGAAUCGUUGCCUACUAUGCUGAAUGGAAGCCCGGGCCCUAUCACAAAAAAACAAUUGCAAUUGGCGUUGGCAUCGGCACUGGCAUUGGCUGGAGGUGGAACUUCAUCAGAUAGCUCAUCUCAAGACAGUUCCCAAUGCAAUUAGCAAGGAGUACUAUUUUGAGUGUUACUUUUUGUGCGUGGGUUUAUGCCAUUUGUUUCUCAGCAAGUUAGUCUGCUCCGUGUUUGUUACUGUUACGUGACUUCCUUUGGAACUGGUCCAAUUUGUUUGGAACUAGAUGGUACAAUGCCAC